AUGACAGGAGAGAGACAGACAGAGGCAGUCAGUAAGCGAUCGAAUGUUGUGUCAGAGAGAUGUGGGGGGCCGCCUUGUCUGCGUCUCGUAGACGGGCGGACUCUGAGUGUCUGCGUCUCUGAUGACUCAUCACACAUUGAUGGAUCUAUCGGUUACCAUUUCUUCUCCUUAGAUUGCCUCUCACUCUCUCUCACUCUCUCCACUGCUGCUGUUGUGGCUACAGCUACGUCGUCGUCGUCAUCGCCGAAGGCCUUUGGGGUGUCGGUUUCUCUGUUUCUCUGGAGCCUUUUGGUUGCUUGGUAUGUGGUUGGCGUGUUGCUAGUUACUGGAGGAAUGGACAGAGAGAAAAUAUAUGUAUGGCAGUUCUUUCACAGAUUGCCAACGAAGCGGAAAAUUGAGAAUUCCUUUGCUUUUUCUUCGUUCUUUUUUUGCUUCCUGAAGCCUAUGAUUAUAGGCUUUUGGACACUCUCAUUCUGAAAUAUUUGAACGAGAUUCCUACCGUUUUUUGAUUUAUUUUCCGCCGAUCCGAUGGAUUUUUUUUUUGCAUCACGAGUGUUAGACGGUUAUUUUUUAACAGUGUUUUUCGAAAAAAAAAAUUCAAACGUUA
Molecule: messenger RNA, 607 nt
Organism: Caenorhabditis elegans
Lineage: Eukaryota; Metazoa; Nematoda; Chromadorea; Rhabditida; Rhabditidae
Gene: Y18D10A.4
Exons: 2
Coding region: 1-477 (158 amino acids)
Source: RefSeq, marked reviewed